ACAAGCCCCGCUGGCCCUGCGCUCGGGGCGGCCCCCCGAGAAGCUCGGGGCGGACGAAGGGGGGGGGCGCACGACAGCUGUUGCGUGCAGCUGGUCUCCGCGCCGCAUCUUCGACACGCCCAGAUCCCCGACGAUGUGAGUUCUCAUUCCGCGCGUUUUCCUCCAUUUUUCGGGCCCCGGAAACGGAUCGCGGGCGCGGAGCUGACCUUGCAGGAGGAGCCGCGCGUGCCGGGGCCGCGGCUCGAGCGGAGGACCUCUUGGAGGACAUCUGCGCACGCGCGGGGCGCGGCGGAAGGGGCCUCGCCUUCGGCACUGCGCCUCGCCCUGGGCGCGGAGGCCGGCGGAUCUUCAGAUGGCGGCGGUGCUUCCGCCGGCGGAAGGCCGAAGGAACAGCCCGCCUUCCGCCCCCGCGGCGCCCUGGCGGGCGCGAUGUCUGGCGCGGCGCGCGACGUGGAGGCGGAGGCGGCCGCGGGCGCGGAGGACAUCGGAGCGGAGGCGGAGAUCCGAAAUGCUGGGAACAAGAUGACCGGCAUAGGGGUCUGCAUGGUGAUGACCACGGUUGCCCUCGGCUUCGUCUACUUAUCCUUCUGCAUUGACCUGAAGGGGUGCCAGGUCUCUUUCGGAGUGGACCUGCACGACGACUACCUGUACCUCGCGCUGGCACACCUCGCCCUCGGAGUCGUGGUGGCAGUGGGAGUCCUGUCCAUGCGGCUCACGUUCAACGCGCUGGGCAGCGGCAUUGGUAGCCUCGAGCAGUCCACCGCGUUGAACGCGACGAAUGGGGACGAUAACAGCAGCCCUGAGACCAAACGGAUGACCACACAGGCAACUAUCAUAAGAUGGACGUUGUUGAUCCAAGCCAUUAUUAAAAUCGUCAUUUUCGCCCUGCUCGUGGACGGCGCGUGGCUGGUCUACGAUGCGUCCCACACUCCAGAAGAAUGCAACGCCGCCGCAUUGGCUGCAUUCUUUCCACUGGCUAUCUUGACUUUCAUCCUGAGCUUUGCGAACACCUUCGCGUACACGUGUGCAUCGACGUCUAGCUGA
Molecule: messenger RNA, 1044 nt
Organism: Prorocentrum cordatum
Lineage: Eukaryota; Dinophyceae; Prorocentrales; Prorocentraceae
Source: the annotation of a GenBank genome assembly